Sciurus carolinensis (gray squirrel) is the source of this 324-nucleotide messenger RNA. Its product is annotated as mitochondrial import inner membrane translocase subunit Tim9-like. The record is from RefSeq and is a predicted model, not a curated record. The transcript has a single exon. Lineage: Eukaryota; Metazoa; Chordata; Mammalia; Rodentia; Sciuridae. The annotation marks the transcript as partial.
CUGCGAAUACCAGAAUCUGAUCAGAUAAAAGAGUUUAGGAAAUUCCUUGGAACCUACAAGAAACUUACAGAAACCUGCUGUUUGGACUGUGUAAAAGACUUCACAACAAGAGAAGUAAAACCUGAAGAGAUCAUCUUUUCAGAACAUCGCUCACGGAAAUAUUUGAAAACGCUACAAAGAAUAUCCAUGAGAUUUCAGGAAUAUCGUAUUCCGCAGAAUGAAGCCCUAGCAGCCAAAGCAGGACUCCUGGUCAACCACGGUAGAGAAAUCCUGAUGGAUGGACUUUCAGUGAAAGAUUGCCAACAGCUGUUGCUCUGGAAAUGA